AUGCCAGUUUCUUCCCCGUCCAGUCUCUUGCGUUUCGGCUGCGGUGCCUUGAUUAGGCAGCGGCUGAUCUGCCGCGGGAAGGUACUCGCUGAUGCAUCCGCAAUGCUCAGCGAUCUGCUUCCAAAGGCAGGCUGUACAGAGAUCUCCGUGAUGCUGAUGCAGAAAGAGAGCCAGACGGAGCAGGCACAGAGGCGCUGGAGCCACCUCCAGCAAGUGGCCUGGGAGUGGCUCCUGACCAUCUGGGCGGUCCUGUACCGCUUCUUUCAUUCUCUCUUUGUCCCGAGCGCUUAUGCGGGCAAGGCGCCCAACGCAGGGAAGGCCCCACACCGCACAGACGGCUUGGAGCCGACGGACCUGGCGCGCCUGGCCGCCUGCGGUGCGGGCGGCUGA
Messenger RNA from Symbiodinium natans, 390 nucleotides. Lineage: Eukaryota; Dinophyceae; Suessiales; Symbiodiniaceae. The record is from the annotation of a GenBank genome assembly.